Molecule: messenger RNA, 1059 nt
Organism: Ichthyophthirius multifiliis
Lineage: Eukaryota; Ciliophora; Oligohymenophorea; Hymenostomatida
Exons: 1
Biological process (GO): lipid storage
Cellular component (GO): lipid droplet
Molecular function (GO): lipase activity
Source: RefSeq, a predicted model, not a curated record
AUGAUAUAACUAAAUACCUUUGUAUAUUUAAUAUUAGGCUUAAUCCCUCUAAUAUACAUAGCAAAUCAAUAUUUAAUUAAAUUCAACUAGCCAUUUUACAAACUAUAAGCCCGAUACAAAAUAAUCGAUCUUCCCUGCGGCAAAACAGAAAUCCUAAAAAUAAAAAAAGAAAACGAAGAAUACACUCCCAAUAAUACCCCAUCUAUCAAAAAUAUAUCAAAAAAAGAUGUGAAAAUAGUCUUUUUUACCGGUCAUAGGGGCUACAUAAAAUUCUACGACAAAUUUCUACACAAACUCUAUAAUUUAUUAGGAUAAAAAUACACCAUAUGCGGAAUUGGAUAAUUAGGUUAAUUUAAUUAUAAAAAUAAGCCUCUUCACAACAAAUACACAAUAUAAGAUUAAAUCGAAUAAAAAAAAUAGUUUUUAGAACAUUUAAUAAAAAAAAAGCCUAAUGUAUAGUUUAUUAUAGUAACACAUUCUAUAGGAUCUUAUAUCGCAUUAAAUAUUUUAGACAAAAUUCCCCCAAUACAUAUUUUAUAUGUUUUUAAUUUAUUUCCAGUAAUAGAACGUAUUGGACAGACUCCUUAUGUAAAAUCGCAUUUAAAAAUGCCAUUUUUUCCUUUUAUUUAUAUUAUGAGUUUUUUUUUUGCUAUAUAUUCAUUUUUCCCUUAAAAAUUAAAAAGAUUUAUCGGAAAUUUAUAUGUGUCUCUUUCCCUUGGAGAUAUUAAAGAAAAGUACAAUGAUCUAGUUGAAAUCGGAACCGAAUAUUUUAAUUAUAGAAAUUUUUAUUCUAUGCUAUAUAUGAUAGCAUCAGAAUAUGAUACUAUUAAUGAAAGAUAGUAUGAACUUAUGUCUAAGUAUGCGGAUAAAACUAUGUAUUAUUAUGGAGUAGAUGACGAUUGGUGUCCGUAGUAUUACUAUUUUGAUUUAAAAAAUGAAAUGCCCCACAUUAAUGCACAACUUGAUGAGAAAGGAAUACUUCACGCUUUUGUAAUUGGGGCUUCACAAACUCAGGCUUAGUUACUUACUUAAUGGAUAAAAAGAGAGUUAAAUUUGUGA